AUGGCAGCCGCUAGCCAGGAAGACCCAGGUCCCAGGCAUAUAGACCUCUACGGCAAUGUCUACGACGUGCCCGAAUUUACCAUGAAACAGAUCCAUGCCGCUAUUCCGGCUCAUUGCUUUCGUCCAUCCACCACUCGAGGCCUGGGAUAUGUAGCCCGGGACUUUACCCUGCUAGGUAGUCUGGCCUGGGUUACGUACACCCUUACACCUAUGAUCCCAAGCAUUUUCAUCCGUACGAUGGUAUACACCCUCUAUACCGUGAUUUCCGGGAUGAUCAUGACGGGAAUCUGGAUUCUCGCCCACGAAUGCGGCCACGGGGCCUUUUCCCCCUCAAAAAAAGUCAACAAUCUCGUCGGCUUUGUCUUGCAUUCGUCCCUACUAGUUCCAUACUACAGCUGGAAGAUCAGCCACUCUCACCAUCACAAAGCCACGGGCGACCUACAGCGGGAUACCGUUUAUGUUCCGCACAGUCGGGAAUAUCUCAUCAAAUCCACCUUUGGCCAAGACGCCAAUUCGCACAGCUUUACUGAGCUGACUGAAGACGCCCCCAUCGUCACACUUUGGCACUGCCUUCUUUUCCAGAUCCUUGGCUGGCCCCUAUACAUGCUAGACAAUCUGAGCGGGCAAAAGGGUGCCUCCGGAUUUCCCCAGCACAGUCAUUAUUGGUUUGGCACGGACAGCGCAUUGUACAAGGAGUCGGAGCUGCUCUCCGUCUUCCUGAGUGAUCUCGGCGUGGCCACCACGUGUGUUGGACUCUUUCUCGCGGUGAAGUUAUUCUCCGUGUGGACGAUUCUCGUCUUCUAUGGCAUUCCGUAUCUGUGGUUGAACCAGUGGGUUGUCGUCAUCACCUACCUACAACACACAGAUCCCACCCUUCCCCACUUCACCCACACGUCUUGGACUUUUGCCCGUGGCGCCUCUGCAACGAUCGACCGCAGCUUCUGUAUGGGGCCAUUCGAUGUCGACAAGCACCUCUUCCACGGCAUCGUUGGCACCCACGUCCUGCACCACCUCUGCUCCUCAAUUCCCUUCUAUCAUGCCUAUGAGGCAACUGAUGCGGUGCGCACUGUCAUGGGCAGGCAUUACCGCGAGGAUCGGAAUACGCCGCUGAUGAGAGCAUUGUUUCGCAACGUGAGGGAUUGUCAGUUUGUAGAGGAGAGUGAGGGGGUUGAAGGGAGUGGGGUUUUCUUCUUUCGGAAUCUCCAUGGACGCGGUGUCAAGCCUAGGGAUGUGGGGUUGGGGGAAAUGAUGAGUAUCUGGGAGGGGCAUUUGCCGGUCUCUUGGGAUUUGAAUACUAGGGAGAGGAAGGAGAUGGGGAGAGACCGAUGGAAUUGGAGGGAUUUGAUGAAGUUUGUUUGGUGA
Molecule: messenger RNA, 1362 nt
Organism: Penicillium longicatenatum
Lineage: Eukaryota; Fungi; Ascomycota; Eurotiomycetes; Eurotiales; Aspergillaceae
Exons: 3
Coding region: 1-1362 (453 amino acids)
Biological process (GO): lipid metabolic process
Molecular function (GO): oxidoreductase activity
Source: RefSeq, a predicted model, not a curated record